Fundulus heteroclitus (mummichog) is the source of this 1384-nucleotide messenger RNA. Its product is annotated as cAMP-responsive element modulator. Gene Ontology annotation, molecular function: RNA polymerase II cis-regulatory region sequence-specific DNA binding; DNA-binding transcription factor activity, RNA polymerase II-specific. The coding region runs from base 71 to 526 and encodes 151 amino acids. The record is from RefSeq and is a predicted model, not a curated record. Gene Ontology annotation, biological process: regulation of transcription by RNA polymerase II. The transcript is spliced from 3 exons. NCBI's taxonomy places the organism in Eukaryota, Metazoa, Chordata, Actinopteri, Cyprinodontiformes, Fundulidae. Gene Ontology annotation, cellular component: nucleus; transcription regulator complex.
CCCUGACUCAUAGCGCCGUGCCGGGGGAGAGAACAAACCAUGCUGUUGACAUCAGGAGGCCAGUGAUGUCAUGCUGAUGUCAAUGCCUCUAAUUGUAAACUGCACAAAUAGCCUCACUGUUGGUUGUGGUAACAUCUCAGUGCUGGAGAAGACUUUGAAGAAGACAGUUUCCUCUGAGGAACGCGGGAUUUGCCACAGCAUGGCUGUAACUGGGGAUGAGACAGAAGCAGGCUCCGUUGCCGCCGGCGACUUGGGUAACUACCAUCUGCGCAAUCCCACCUCUACCUCGGUGAAGUCGGAGCCUGGAGUUGGGAGUAAUGGCUCUCUGAAGCCUUUGGAGGUCUCUUUGCAGAAAAGGGAGCUCCGCCUACUGAAAAACAGGGAAGCCGCGAGGGAGUGCCGGCGAAAGAAGAAGGAGUACGUCAGAUGCCUGGAAAACCGCGUGGCCGUGCUGGAGCAGCAAAACAAGACUCUCAUAGAGGAGCUCAGAGCCCUGAAAGACAUCUAUCGACACAAAGCGGAGUGACUCCACCGCAGGGAUCAGGAGCCGCCGAUCGUGUGGACUGUGUUUGUCUGUUUUCCGCGGCGCGUCCCGAGGAGUCUGGAAUAACAACCCGUUUUACCCGCAAAGCACUUCUUGUCACUGCGUUUCUGUGUGUUUACACGGUGAGGUCAGGAUUUCAGGGUCAUCAUUAUCCAACACCAGCAGGAACAAAAACAAGAGUGGGUCGGCAUUAGGAGGGAGAAUACAGGGUUUAAAAAGGCAGCGAGGGGAAAACAAAGGCUGCUUCUGUUUACUGGACACAAAGAGUAGGUAAGGUAAGGGGGGAAAAUAUUGAAGACACUGCCAAGAUGUAUGCCACUGUCACCUUUUAUUAGCUGUUUUCUGCCUGAUUAGCUCCACAUUGGUUCGCAAAAUCAGCUGAUACUCUGAGCAGCAGGGUAUGGGAAUGUAUUUCAAGACAGUUAAAGGUUUGAAGGAUCAGGGAUUUAAAUAAAAUGUGUGAGGGUUUUAAUUCCACUCCAAGAAAUGCUGAAGGCACCAUAACUGCAGGAACCAGCCUUCCUACAUCAGCCAAACGCCAGACCAGAGGGACCCACGGUUCAUACACGUGAUGACAUAUCUCUUUCAAGGCAAAUGCCAUUGCUUAUUUAUUUCCGCAGGUUUUUUUCCAGCAGUUUGACAUCAGGCGUGUAUUUCGGUAAGAAACUCACCCAUUUGCCUGUGGGUGAGGAGAGGAGGUACACAUGAAUUUGUCGUUCAAAUCCACAUCACUUGCCAGGUUUUGUGUUUUAAUUAUUUACUGUCUUAUGCGUGGUUCUUGUCUGGAACACUGUUCCGUUGGUAUAGUUUCCCCAAAUUAAAAGACGUCUUUUACACCAA